Messenger RNA from Anopheles funestus (African malaria mosquito), 626 nucleotides. RefSeq names its product cuticle protein 19-like. The transcript is spliced from 2 exons. Gene Ontology annotation, cellular component: extracellular matrix. The record is from RefSeq and is a predicted model, not a curated record. Lineage: Eukaryota; Metazoa; Arthropoda; Insecta; Diptera; Culicidae. Bases 81 to 464 code for a protein of 127 amino acids.
AAGUAUGUCUUCAGCAUCGAAAUAUUCACCAGUUCGUUCUUAGACUUCAUCUCGUGAACAUCCACCACAAAACAUACAACAUGUUCAAGGUUCUCGCCCUUAUUGCCUGUCUGGCCAUCGUUGCCUCGGCCCAGUACCAUGGAGCUCACUACGAGCAUAAGGAACACUAUGCGCACCCGAAGUACAAGUUCGAGUAUGGCGUCAAGGAUCCCCAUACUGGUGACCAUAAGACCCAGUGGGAAGUACGUGAUGGCGAUGUCGUCAAGGGAGCCUACACCCUGCACGAGGCCGAUGGAACCGAGCGUGUGGUCGAGUACAAGUCGGACGGUCACAACGGAUUCGAAGCCAAUGUCAAGAAUGUAGGACAUGCUCAUCACCCGCAGGUCUACGGUGGACACUCUUCUCACGGACAGUACGGUCAUGGUCCUGGAGCCAGUUAUACCAAUGUGGAUAAGCAUUACUAAAACAAUACAGCCGAUGAGCGUUCUAGGUUUUUCAUGCUGUUGUGCAGGAGAAUAAACUGUCAAUGAACUUCAAAUUGUUUUUUAUAGUAUACCGAGUAUAGUAUAAAGUGUUCAUCGAAAAUAUAGUUCCACAAUGUUUGAAAAAGAUAAGUGAUAAGCAUG